Saccostrea echinata is the source of this 2339-nucleotide messenger RNA. Its product is annotated as kelch-like protein 24. The coding region runs from base 210 to 1958 and encodes 582 amino acids. The transcript has 2 exons. The record is from RefSeq and is a predicted model, not a curated record. Gene Ontology annotation, molecular function: protein binding. Lineage: Eukaryota; Metazoa; Mollusca; Bivalvia; Ostreida; Ostreidae.
GCUGUUUAUGACUGUAAUUACCCACACAGUUUAGAGUACUGAACUCUGAAACAUAAUUGCUGGAAGGUCAUGUUUUCAAUAUACAAUGUAGACCUAGUGCACCGUAAUGUUUGUGACUGACAUAAAACAAAUCGUGACUGUGUUUUGUAAGGACUGUUCUUUGGAAGGAUUUGAGGUUUAAAACCAGGCUGCAAAACUGAAUCUUUGAGAUGUCAGGAAAAUUCGACAUGAGGGAGGACUACGUAAACACAUUUUUUAGCGGACUGAAAAGAUUGUGGAUUAAUGGCGACCACACCGACGUCACAAUACAAGUUCAGAAAGAGACAUUCCAUUGCCAUAAGACGGUCUUGGCUACUAUGUCUUCAUAUUUUGAUUCAAUGUUUGGCUCUGGGAUGCGGGAAUGUGUAACUGGGACCGUUAACAUUGAAGACAUGAAUCCAUCUGCUUUCAAGAAGGCUCUGGAUUUUAUCUAUACUGGAGAAAUAGACCUGGACGUGGAGUCUGCAAUCACUCUAUUGCAUACAUCAGCUUUUCUUCAGAUAAAAUCGCUGCAAAAGCUUUGCGAGACCUACCUUAAGCCGCAUGUAAAUGUUGAGAAUUGCAUUCAUUUGUGGAAAGUUUCAGUACUUCACAAUUGCCAUACUAUCAGAGCUACAGCUUUCCGUAAAAUUCUUGACGCCUUUUCAGAAAUCUCCAAGUCGGAAGAAUUUUACCGAUUAGAUGAAAAAGAGAUUCUGGAAAUCAUAAGCCAAGAGAAUUUGAAUAUAUCUUCUGAAGAGGACCUUUGUGCUAUUAUUUUUGAUUGGUUGACCCAGAAUAAUAACAAGGGUAAUAUUGUGAAACUCUUGCAAGAAGUGAGAUUAGCAUUUGUGAGGCCUGAAUUUCUUGUCAAAAUAGAACUAAAGCCAGAAAUCAAAGAAAACCCAGAGUGUUUAGAAAUUAUCAACUACGUAAAGUACUAUCAUCUCCUUCCGGCGAGACAACACGAAAUGGCAAACAAAGCAAUGCGCCUGCGUGCAACGUCACGACAAGAAAACGUCAUAGUCGUCUUGGGAGGAUGUGAGGCAACGAAACCGCCAUAUACGAGAACAACGUCCACGUACUGCUACAGUUUCCACCAGCAAACGUGGUUUAAAUUAGCUCCCCUUCCUUACGAUCCAGGAAUUGAGUUUGCUGCAGUUACGUAUCAUAAUGAUAUUUACAUCACAGGUGGAGGAAUGAAACAAAACAGCUUCCUGUGGUAUAAUGUCACUCAGAACGUGUGGUCGGAGUUACCGUCCUUGAUAAACGGCCGUCGUAGACAUGCCAGUGUUGCUGUAACCGACGCGAUUUACGUUUUAGGGGGAUAUGAUAGCGAUGGAGGGGCGGGAAAUCAAAUGCUUAAGAGUGUGGAAAAGUUCAUUAUUUCAGAACGCCGCUGGGAACAAGAUGGAGAGCUUGUCCUCGCUUUGAGCUGUUUUGCUGCCAUUGUCCGAAAUGAUAAAAUAUACACAUUUGGUGGUGAGGAAAAUACCAGAACAGAUACCUCCGCCAUUCAGUGCUACGAUAUGAAAACAAAAACAAGCGUUCUCUUGACCGUUAAAAUUCCGAUGGCUUGUAAGUUGACAAGAUCUUGUGUUUUCAAUGAUCGAAUGAUUCUCAUCAUUUACGAUGGGCGUAUCAUCGAAUAUUUUGAGGAAACGGAAACUUCCAAGGCUUCCUGCAAAUUUGUUACACGUUUCGAUCAUUUUCAGAGAACUCAUUUUGGAGUUGUUGAACACAAUGGGAAUGUUGUGAUCGUAGGAGGUGUGAUCGAGAAUAAAAAACCUUGUAAAGAUUUCUUGCAGUUCGACUCGAACUCGAUGAAAUGUUCAGUAUUAGACGACGUCUUAUUCACUCCCCGAUUGGUCGAUGGUUGUGUAAAAAUUAACAUAGCUAAGGAUCAUUUAGUGCCAUUGAAUGUUGAUUCUUCCUGCUAGAUUUUACAAGUGAUUACAAUGUAAUUCGAUUGAUCAUUUUUAUGCUUAAUGGUAUUUGCAAUUAAUCUGUUCUGUUAUCAAAACUCAUUAAAAUCGAAUUUUACUGAUAAAAGUCGCUACAGUGGGAUUGUUAAGUAUUCCUAUGGAUAAAGACAGUGAAAUUUCAAAUUACUUAUUAAAAACAUCCAAAAACAGUAAAGGUGAUGUUCUUUUCUUUGAAACUUGAAUUUGAAAUGAUAAAAAAGAAACUUUGCAGAUGUUGUUUUACCAAAUUGUUAAACUUCCUGAUGUACAGCUGUUUGCAUGCGCAGUUUCUUCAACGACGCAUUCCAUGAUGUCGUUUUGAAUUAAAAGUUUUAAAAUAAAAUUUUAUACAAUGAG